AUGGAUUCGAAACUUAUUCAGUAUAAUGUUACUACUCGCUGGAAUUCCUCUUAUUGCAUACUUAAUGAUGCUUGGAAUGCCGCUCCUCAGAUUCAGGAAUAUCUUAAGAUGAAUCAUAUCUUACCUCCUUUUACUGACCAAGACUGGAAUCAGCUUGGACAAAUCCAGAUAGUCCUUGCAGAGUUUGAUAGAUAUACACUGGAGCUCUCUACUGAUAUUCCACAAAUCAGUCAAUCUUUGGCUAUCUACUAUCAACUCUUCAAUCUUCUUCAAGAAGUUCAGGAUAGGGAGGGAAAGUUCAAGGACUUUGACGCAGAUAUCGCUAAUGCAGCUAAGAGCUCCAUGAGGAAAUACGACAAGUACUAUACUCUUAUGGAUGAUUCAUGCGAUAUUCUCUAUAUUAUAAUGCUCUUGGAUCCUUAA
Talaromyces stipitatus ATCC 10500 is the source of this 423-nucleotide messenger RNA. RefSeq lists its product as uncharacterized. The transcript has 2 exons. NCBI's taxonomy places the organism in Eukaryota, Fungi, Ascomycota, Eurotiomycetes, Eurotiales, Trichocomaceae. Bases 1 to 423 code for a protein of 140 amino acids. The record is from RefSeq and is a predicted model, not a curated record.